AUGGCUAGUACGAACAUAUCUGUUAACACUGAAAUGAAUGCUUUCGGUUCACAUCGAAUUGGCCAAGUCCAUGGCUUAGUUAAAACUACCAUGGACUUGGUCUUCGUGAAGACUGUUCGCGUAAAAAUCAUCAAAUACGAUUUACCACAAGCACCAGCCGGUGAUGAUGAUGAUGAUGAAGACGUCGAUAUGGCCAUUAUCGACGACGAUGACGAUGAAGAUGAUACUAAUAGUAUUAUUAGUAUCAGUAGCGAUACUGAUACUAAUACAACUAUUACUAUCAGUAGCGAUAGCGAUACUAAUAGUUCUAUUACUAUUAGUAGUGAUACUGAUAGUAAUGCAACUAUUAGUAUCAGUUCAGAUUCUGAUACCAAUAGCAUAGCGAGUAUUAUCAGUGAUCCAUCAACAGACACAAAUGAAGAUAUGGACAUGUUCUAA
This is a messenger RNA of Rotaria socialis, 438 nucleotides long. The record is from the annotation of a GenBank genome assembly. NCBI's taxonomy places the organism in Eukaryota, Metazoa, Rotifera, Eurotatoria, Philodinida, Philodinidae.